Neurospora hispaniola is the source of this 1544-nucleotide messenger RNA. RefSeq lists its product as uncharacterized. The transcript has 2 exons. Lineage: Eukaryota; Fungi; Ascomycota; Sordariomycetes; Sordariales; Sordariaceae. The record is from RefSeq and is a predicted model, not a curated record. The coding region runs from base 341 to 1240 and encodes 299 amino acids.
CUUGGCCUUGGUCGAUUCGUACCUCGAAAUCCGAUGAACGGACAACGGGCAAUGCUGCGGGAUACCGAAAGCGGAAAACUGUUUACAUCGUGCUGCUGUAUGACGGGAAGCGCUGUGACUGGCGAACCUUCCGUCUUUCAGGCACUCGGACCGUUGAUUGGGGCUGCCCGAUGACGUAGGCAUGUCGUACCUUGGAAAUGACGUCGUUUGAAGAAGGAGGACGGAUUUGUUCAGUUUCCUUUUAUAUCGUUGUUGCUCCUCUGAUUCCAGGAGAAGACGAAACAACAAUUAGAGAGCCAUCAUCCAACCCAAUCCAGCCCAACCACGCGAAUAACACAAAAUGGUCGGCACGCACAACCUCCAAGCUUCCAAGCUCUUCAACGUCGAUGGCUGGGCCUGUCUCGUCACGGGCGGCGGCACCGGCAUCGGUCUGAUGAACGCCCAAGCGCUUGCUGCCAACGGCGCCCGCGUGUACAUUACGGGGCGGCGGUAUGGGGUUCUUGUGAAUGCGGCCAAGGAACAUAGUCCCAAAGAGGGAAAUGGCAAGAUUAUUCCCAUCGGCCCCUGCGACGUCACCAACAAAGAGUCACUUGAAUCCCUCGUGCACAAGUUCUCGUCGCUUGAACCGCAUCUCAACCUGCUCGUCUGCAACGCCGGCAUCUCGGGCCCCAAAGCCGACCCGUCCGUCUCCUCGUCGGCCAAGGACAUUGCCCACGAGCUCUGGACCAAGGAAAACUUUUCCGACUGGUCGUCCGUCUUCACCACCAACGUUUCGUCGGUUUAUUUUACUACCAUCGCCUUCUUGCCUCUGCUGCAAGCCUGCAGCGCCGCCCACCCCGAGGGCCACAACCACAUGGCGGGCAACGUGAUCGUCAUCAGCUCCAUGUCGGGCAUCAUGCGCAACGCGCAGAAACACUUUGCCUAUAACGCGUCCAAGGGGGCGACGGUGCACUUGACCAAGCUGAUGUCGACCGAGUUUGAGAAGACGGGCGUGCGGGUGAACUCGAUUGCGCCCGGGUAUUUCCCGAGCGAGAUGACGACGGGGGAGAGUGAUGAGCAGAAUAAGAGCGACUUGUCGGAUGACAAGGUCAAGGGACACGGUCACAAGGUGCCGGCGCAGAGGGCGGGGCAUGAUGAGGAGAUGGCCAUGGCAGUGCUGUUUUUGGCCAAGGAUCGCUAUGUCAACGGGAGUGUGAUUUGUGUGGAUGGCGGUGUUUUGGGGGUUGUGCCUGGUAACUGAGGUGAAUACCUAUUCAGGUGAGGAGGAAGAAGGAAACGAUAACAGCAGCAGCAUAUCGAUGGCGUUCGGAGUUUGGCCUGCAAACAAUGAUGAUGACGCAGGGUAUAAGGUUACAGGAAACAAUUCAUCACAUGGAGAUAUUACGCUUGCUGGGUGCCUUUUUGAGGUGGUCUCUGCGGAUCAGAAGAAUAACAGUCAAUACGUCUCGCUCGCUUUCACAAAAGUGUAACAGGGAGUACAAUGAUAUACGAAAUGCUUAGAAGCUAGAUCCAAAGAUCGAACAAAGAUGCGUGGAUGCACGUAA